Molecule: messenger RNA, 960 nt
Organism: Suillus subaureus
Lineage: Eukaryota; Fungi; Basidiomycota; Agaricomycetes; Boletales; Suillaceae
Exons: 11
Coding region: 1-960 (319 amino acids)
Cellular component (GO): membrane
Molecular function (GO): transmembrane transporter activity
Source: RefSeq, a predicted model, not a curated record
AUGUCUAUUAGACUUCAAUCAGCCACUGUUCUCGUUGCGAUUUUCUCUUUUUUCUAUACGCAUGAUCCAAAUUUGACCGAGCCAGAGAGAUCAUACACUAUAGAUAUGCUCAAACAGGAUUUGAAUCAUCUUUCCCCUCGCUUCGACAAUCGAUUCGUCUGGCAAGCCAUGAAAGACUUACAAGACCUUACGUUGCUCGUCCCUGGUUAUGCCAUUGCCCUCUUUUCGCCAACCAUCAUCAACGAACUUGGCUACUCUGCUGCAAAUGACCAGCUGCACAUAGUCCCGCCAUUUGUUGCUGGCGCUAUUGCAACAAUCAUAGUCGGCAUUUAUUCUGGCAAGCACAAUCUUCGUGGGUCGUUCAUCAUCGGCGCAUACGAGCGGGCCUGUCGUUCGUCAGAGCUUAGUCUGGCUGCUGCGGGAAAUUAUCCGACCGUCCUAGUCAUUCUUACUUGGGCAGGCUCGAAUGCAGGAGGCGACUUAAAGCGUGGAGUUGUACUAGCGAUGGUCAUCGGUAUUAAUAACCUUGGAAGUGUUUGCUCCUCCUUUAUUUAUAUUGAUCCGCCACGUUUCCACAAUUGGGCAUGGCACCAACAUGGGAUUCCUUUCUCUUUCAAUCGUAAUGAGCCUCUUCGCUAUUGUCUGGUAGAGAACAUUACUGACGAUAGAAGAUACGAAUUUCAGGAUAUGGGCGAUGCCAGUCCGCUUUACAGUAUCAAACUUGUCGGUGCGCAUCAAUUUAGGAUGCGCCCUGCAACGCGGAUUUCAUUUCAACCAAAUAACCAACAGACCAAACGUGUACUCGAGGUGGGAACUGACAGGACAACGCCGAUGAGCUGUACCCGUCUGGUCUAUCUCAGACACGCCGGCGAUAAGCAACCUAUAAUUAGGCGAACGAAGAAUGCACCAGCAGGAGCUUCCCUCGCAGAUUCACUCCUGCAAUUGAUAGUGGUCAAAUGA